AUGGCAGUCAACAAGUGUUCAACUACGCUGGACGAUGACCACCCUGAACAGGAGAAUGUGCUCCAGAGGGUCCUACAGUUGCCUGUGGUGAGUGGCACCUGUGAAUGUUUCCAGAAGACCUACACCAGCACCAAGGAAGCCCACCCUCUGGUGGCCUCUGUGUGUAGUGCCUAUGAGAAGGGUGUGCAGGGCGCCAGCAACUUGGCCGCAUGGAGCAUGGAGCCCGUGGUCCGCAGACUGUCUACCCAGUUCACAGCAGCCAAUGAGCUGGCCUGCCGAGGUCUGGACCACUUGGAGGAGAAGAUCCCAGCCCUCCAAUACCCUCCAGAGAAGAUCGCCUCUGAGCUCAAGGACAGCAUCUCCACCCGCCUUCGAAGUGCCAGGAACAGCAUCAGCGUGCCCAUUGCAAGCACUUCAGACAAGGUCCUGGGGGCUGCACUGACUGGCUGUGAGCUCGCCUGGGGUGCCGCCAAAGACACAGCGGAAUUUGCUGCUAAUACCCGAGUUGGCCGGCUGGCCUCAGGAGGGGCUGACCUGGCCGUGGGCACUGUGGAAAAGAUGGUAGAUUUCCUCCUUUCUUCAGCCAAGGAAGACUCAGCCCCUGGCUCUGAACGCCAGAGGGCCCAGAAGAAACCAACCAAGGGUAAGCCGAGCCUCCUGAACAGGGUCGGGACCCUGGCCAACACCCUGUCUCGACAAACUUUCCAGACCACAGCCUGGGCACUGAAGCAGGGCCACGCGGUGGCCAUGUGGAUUCCGGGGGUGGCACCCCUGAGCAGCCUGGCCCAGUGGGGCAGGUCGGCGGCCAUGCAGGUGGUGUCCCGUCGGCACAGUGAGGUGCGGGUGCCCUGGCUGCACAACCUCACAGCUGCCAAGGAGGAGGACCAUGAGGGAGAGGACCAGACGGACACAGACGGGGAGGAGUCCCAGGAGGAGGAUGAAGGUGAUGAGGAGGAGACUGAGGAGAACCUGAGUGAGGUGGCAGCCCUACCUGGUCCAAAAGGCCUACUGGGCACUGUAGCGCACACAGUGCAGAUGGCCCUCCAGACCACCAUCUCAGCCGUGACAUGGGCACCGGCCACUGUGAUGGGCCUGGCGGGACGGCUGCUGCAUCUCACUCCCGCCCAUGCCGUCUCCUCGACCAAGAAGAGGGCCAUGUCCCUGUCGGAUGCCCUGAAGGGUGUUACUGACAAUGUGGUGGACACCGUGGUACACUACGUGCCGCUCCCUAGGCUGUCUCUGAUGGAACCUGAGAGCGAAUUCCGGGACAUCGACAAUCCACCCUCUGAGGCUGAACGCCAGCGCCGGGGCUCGGUGACGUUGACCCCCGGCCCAGAGUCCUUGCUACGCCCUGCACAGUCCCGCGGGAGCCUGCGCAGCACACGGGGCCUGAGCGCGCCCGCCUGCCCGGGCCUGGACGACAGGCUGGAGACCACGCCCCCAGGGCCACGCCAGGGCCUGCUGGCCACGCCCCGUGAGAAGCCCACCCGCAGGGUCAGUGACAGCUUCUUCCGACCCAGCGUCAUGGAGCCCAUCCUGGCGCGCGCACAGUACAACCACCUGCGCAAGAAGAGCUGA
Elephantulus edwardii (Cape elephant shrew) is the source of this 1578-nucleotide messenger RNA. RefSeq names its product perilipin 1 (gene PLIN1). The record is from RefSeq and is a predicted model, not a curated record. Gene Ontology annotation, cellular component: lipid droplet. Gene Ontology annotation, biological process: lipid metabolic process. NCBI's taxonomy places the organism in Eukaryota, Metazoa, Chordata, Mammalia, Macroscelidea, Macroscelididae. The transcript is spliced from 8 exons. Bases 1 to 1578 code for a protein of 525 amino acids.